Boeremia exigua is the source of this 1427-nucleotide messenger RNA. RefSeq lists its product as uncharacterized. NCBI's taxonomy places the organism in Eukaryota, Fungi, Ascomycota, Dothideomycetes, Pleosporales, Didymellaceae. Bases 479 to 1129 code for a protein of 216 amino acids. Gene Ontology annotation, molecular function: protein binding. The record is from RefSeq and is a predicted model, not a curated record. The transcript has 3 exons.
GGGGUUUGGGGUGCAUCGGACGAAGACAUGGCAGGUGUUGUAGGUGUAUGUAACGAUAAGGAAUGUUAACGUCUAGGAACCGGCUUAUUGGGACUACCAUGUGUGCUUGUGAUAGAGUGGUAAGAGAACGCAGGAUCAUUUGCUAGCGCGAAGUUUGGAUAUCGUGUCUAGCGUCCAGACCUGAUGCGAGGGUUCUUCAAUUACCUUGAUGAUGGGCAUAUUCUCACUCCUGCUCACGCUCGAUACCUUUAUAAAGGUAUCACAUCACACUCUUACUCUUGCACAUACCUUGCCUUUACAAGAGCCACACAUCACACUCUCACUCCUGUUCGCGCUCGAUACCUUUAUAAGGGUAUCACAUCACCCUCACACUCUUGUUCACGCCUGUCUCAAGGGUAUCACUUCACAACCGCACAACGAACAACCUGAGCAAGCACGCCUAUAAUCCACGCACACUCGCCGGCCUGCCAAUACAGAUAUGCCCGAAUCACAAGAUCGCGUAAAGCGAGAUCCGCCGCCUCCAAUUGGGCACGCGAGCGCGGACGGCAUGGUCCUCGUACAAGUAGGCCCCGACAAGAUUACGCACCACGUUCACAAGACCCUGCUUGUCUACCACUCCGAGUACUUCGCCAAAGCCCUCAAUGGUCCUUGGGCCGAGGCAGUGCACCGAGUGGUGACCAUCGAAGAUGUGGAGACAGACGCAUUCAAUAUCUUCGUACACUGGCUCUACACUCGACAGGUGCCUCAAUCUUACGAAGCUCUCAGACACCUCGUCAAUGGGUCCACUUCGUCGGAUCCAAUCGAUAGAAUCCUAGUACUCCUGAAGGCCCAUCAUUUGGGCGACAGGAUCAUUGCCACUGCUUUCCGCUGCGAGAUCAAAGAUCGUCUGGUCCAGUCGCUCCUGCAAGCUCUUUUGAGCCCUGCAACAAUCUUGCCAGCAGUUGCUUUUGCGUUUGCAAACAUCUACGACAGUAACAUUCAUGACAUCCUUGUCGCAAGGUUUUGCGAUGACUUUAACGCCAUGAAAUCACAAUUCGAGGACGACGUGGCGUUGGUACAGUUUCCACCUACAUUCACUGCGCUGGUCAUCAAGCAGUACUCCGAAAGGAUGCCUAAUGACUUAGUCUAGACAUAUGGAGGGACAGGAGACGUCCUGUGGCAAGGUCUACAUGGUUUUUGAUGAUGCUUUGGAAGGCUGUAAUCAUUGGAUGACCCUGUCUCCGACGAGAGCGCCUGACUUCCGAUUCAAGGUCCAUUUGAGCAUUUCAAUCAAAGCUUUCACUUCGUCCUUUUGAAUACAACAGAUUUGUGCACACGAUGCAGUUGAAGUUUAGACGAGCUCACACACUAGCUCCCCUCCAAAUCUGGGACGCCAGGGUCCAGCCGCAGUCAAAGACCCACCAAAACGCUCUUUAGUCCGUCUUAGU